Messenger RNA from Papilio polytes (common Mormon), 2114 nucleotides. It is a transcript of the gene Boule, whose product is annotated as protein boule-like. The transcript has 4 exons. NCBI's taxonomy places the organism in Eukaryota, Metazoa, Arthropoda, Insecta, Lepidoptera, Papilionidae. The coding region runs from base 353 to 1120 and encodes 255 amino acids. Gene Ontology annotation, molecular function: RNA binding. The record is from RefSeq and is a predicted model, not a curated record.
CACUACGUAUAAACCAAUGACCUAGUUACCUCGACCAGUAAAAAUAGCGGGCGACAAUAGCUCAAACACUAUUUUUAGUGCGUAUCUUUAAAAUCCCAAUCCACUCACCCUUAUCUCUCGCAUAGCAUCGCAUUGUUGUCUUAGCGAGUCGAGAAUCUGUCAGCGCGCGAACACGGUUACGGCGCAAGACAUAAAAUACAUCUAUAGAACGCCAUAGUACCGGCAAAAUCGAUAUUACGCCGCGUAAAGCCAGUCCGAGUUGUUUUUCGUCUGAACAUUAGUGCUCGUUUAGUUACCGCUAGAAUUUUUAGUUUAGUAAACAAGGGAACAUGUUUUAAAGGAAGACUGUAAAAUGGAAGGCAACUCUAAAAGGUACAUACGUAGCGAAUCAGCGAGUUGUGCACACAUGGUUGAAGAGAAUUCUGCAACGACUAGAAAAAGUACUGAUCCCCACGAGAAGUUGAAGGCUCUGUUAAACUCGCCAGAGGAGGACACGGACGACACCCUGCCGCCUUCAGACGCUCCUAAAUUCGGGACUGUCAUACACAACAGGAUCUUUGUGGGUGGGUUUUCUCUGACGACCACUGACGAGGAUCUGUGGAAGUUUUUCUCUGGCUUCGCAACGGUGACCGCUGCCAGGGUGAUCUACGACAGAGCUGGUGUCUCCAAAUGUUACGGCUUCGUUACAUUCGCAAGCCCGAGGGUUGCCAGACUUAUUGUUAAGCAGAGUGGAGGUGUGAUGUUCUCUCCGUUGGGUCGUUUGCGCGUGGCUCAGGCUGUCAGAAAACAGGUGACGAUGUCCGUGCAGAUGAGCCAGAUGCCAGUGGCAAGCGCGGAGGCGGCACAAGCGGCGCUGCCAGGCCCGCUGUGCUACCAGCUAGUGUGUGCACCGCCGCUCGCACCGCUGCCGGCCUGCGCGCCAUGUGACCUGCCACCGCAUCCAUACGCCAUCUAUCCACUGCCCUUUGACACGACGCCGGCUAUAUACGGUCCGCCGGCGCAGUACGCGCUGGUGCCAGCAGCAUUCAGCGCGGCGUGCUGCGAGCCCGCCUGCUGUGCGCCAUUGGACAAGCAGCCGCGUCCCCCGCACCCCCAGCUGCACCCCGCAUUCAUCUAUUGAACAACCCCCCACAACUCUUACAUCCCAUACAAACUAUCUCGACAAACGCUUGCCUAAAACUUACGUAAAUUAUCGCUGUGUAGAUAUUUUUUGAUGAGUUUUAUCCAUACAAAAACCUAAUAGAUUAUUUAAAACGAUAUAAAAGACAAUAGUUUUUGUGUAAUAAGCUAUAUUUUUCGCUCCAGUCUUCCAUAGAUAUUUCGUUAAUCAUUCACACGCUAUCAGAUGAACCUCGGAGUUUAGUGAACGAGUUAGUGAUUGGUUCGUGGCGAUGCGAGACGUGUUCAAGUAUUUAGACUCUAUGUGCGAGUGUUUUUGACGUUUUUGUCUAUUCGUGUGUCGUGUUAACUCUAUCUUCAUUUAACAUUAGUACUAUCGUAUUAGACUCUUUAGGCUUCAACUGGGUAUAAAGUGAAACCGUGAAUUCGCGUGCUAUCAGUCUGUACCGCUCUAUUUGUUUUAAAGUCUUCGUCUUAUAUUGACGAUAUUAUAUCUAAAUGUAUUUGUAACUUAAUGUAGGUUGUGUAAUCGAUUUGAAAUAUCUCAAAUUAUCAUUAUUAUAAUUACGUGCAAUUCGAGCACAACGAACAAAAUGGCACAAAUUGAAACUGUUAGUAAUAACAAAAUACCUCAUAACAAUUGUUGUAGCUUGUUAUCCUUUAAAAAGGAGUUUUGUUAUGUGUAUAAGAUUGUUAUGUUGCCCAAACACUUAGAACAGAGAAAAUAAUCUAUUUUUGAACGCUUUAGUUAUAUUGCUAAUGACAAUGAGAAUAUAUCUGGGGUCCAAGAUGUGAUAGGUGAUGUAGGUUUCGAAAUUUAUCGAACGGUUUGAGAAUAACCUUAAUUAUAUUUAAAUUUCGAAACGUACGUAACCGAAACCGUUAUUGAAUAUUGACUUGGGAAAGAGUUUUAUCAGGCAAUAAAUAAGGCAAAAAUGAAAUAUAAUUUGCCAUAGCGAUUGUUAAAGUUGUUAAUAAAAUGAUAUGUUAUAUUU